Molecule: messenger RNA, 4098 nt
Organism: Pelodiscus sinensis (Chinese soft-shelled turtle)
Lineage: Eukaryota; Metazoa; Chordata; Testudines; Trionychidae
Product: aminopeptidase A-like
Biological process (GO): peptide catabolic process; proteolysis; regulation of blood pressure
Cellular component (GO): cytoplasm; plasma membrane
Molecular function (GO): zinc ion binding; peptide binding; metalloaminopeptidase activity
Source: RefSeq, a predicted model, not a curated record
CAGUUACACCACUCUCUGUGAACUCUUUCUGAAAGCUGCUGACAGAGCUUUGGCAUAUGAUCAUCCCCUAACUGCUGAUUAACAUAGCACUGUUUUAUAUUUAACUGAAAGCAGAGUAGGAGGAAUAGGAGGUGGGGCUGCACUGCUUAUAAGGAGAGGAGUAGUAACAAAAUUCUUCUUCUGCGCCGGUUUCUUCUGUCUUCCUUCACAGCUGCACUCCUCUGGAUCAGCCACUUUGCCUCUGGUUCAGAUGAGUGCUAUCUUUAAUUAAUUGAGUGCUUGGUGGAAGGAGAGGUGGGGGAGACAGAGACAGAAAGGAUAUAACUACAUCAUUAGAAUACAGAUCGAAUCUGCUGGCCUAAAACAGGCAACGCUGCUGAGGAGCUUAAUAAGCCUUUUUUAGAGUUAAUGUCUAGCUUUGAAGGAAGAGAGGGGAGCAGAGAUGCAGGGAAUGGAUUUUGAAGAUAAGAUGUCCAAGAAGUACUGCAUGAAGAAAAAGCAUGUGGCCAUUAUCUGUGCAGUGGUGGUUGUAGUAGGUUUAGCUGUGGGACUUGGUGUAGGAUUAAGCAGACCUGAGCCUUGCCAGAAUUCAGGAGCCACACAGCAGCCAGCAACCACCGUCCCUGGGACAGAGGAGCUGCACUACUGCGCUCCCAAAAAUGAUGUGAAUGGAGGCUGGAAAGACUUCAGGCUACCCACUUACAUUAACCCAGUGCACUAUCAGCUGGAAAUUAAGCCUGAGAUGGAAGCAGAUAUUUACACAGGGACAGUCAACAUCUCCAUCAAGUUGAAUGAAUCAACCCAGCAUUUGUGGCUUCACCUCCGAGAGACCAAGAUCACAGAGACGCCUGUGCUCCGGAAAUCCUCCGGGCAGCAGAUUGCACUGAGAGAUUGCUUUAAAUAUGAACAACAUGAAUAUGUGGUGAUGGAGGCAGAAGAGAAGCUCUCUCCUACUGCUGAAAAUGUCGACUAUGUACUCACCCUGAAGUUCCAAGGCUGGCUGAAUGGCUCCCUGGUUGGAUUUUACAGAACUACCUACACUGAGAAUGGAGUAACCAAGAGUAUAGCAGCUACUGACCAUGAGCCAACAGAUGCACGGAAGUCAUUUCCUUGCUUUGAUGAGCCCAACAAAAAGGCAACUUACACCAUAAUUAUCAUCCAUAAAGAACCAUUCCAGGCACUCUCAAAUAUGGCAGUAGAGCAAACCGUUCGACUGGGUGAUGGCUGGAACAGGACAACUUUUCAGAAGUCUGUCCCAAUGAGCACAUAUUUGGUGUGCUUUGCUGUGCAUCAGUUUGACUGGGUAGAAAGAAAGUCUGCCAGAGGAAUUCCUCUCAGGAUCUAUGCACAGCCACAGCAAAUACACACAGCAGAAUAUGCUGCAAAUGUUACUAAAGCUGUAUUUGACUACUUUGAAGAGUAUUUCAAUAUGAGCUAUUCUCUUCCAAAAUUAGAUAAAAUUGCUAUUCCAGAUUUUGGUACUGGUGCUAUGGAAAACUGGGGUCUGAUCACUUACAGAGAAACAAACCUACUUUACGAUCCCAAAGAAUCUGCUUCCUCCAACAAACAGAGAGUAGCAGCUGUGAUUGCCCAUGAACUCGUUCAUCAGUGGUUUGGAAACAUUGUGACCAUGGAUUGGUGGGACGACUUGUGGCUAAAUGAAGGAUUUGCUAGUUUCUUUGAGUACCUUGGAGUAAAUGCUGCAGAAAGUGAUUGGCAAAUGCUUGAUCAGAUGUUAAUUGACGACGUGCUGCCUGUGUUGAAGGAAGACUCCUUGCAGUCUUCCCACCCUAUUGUGGUCAGUGUGUCAUCUCCCGCUGAAAUAACAUCCGUUUUUGACGGCAUAUCAUACAGCAAGGGAGCAUCAAUUCUCAGAAUGCUUCAAGACUGGAUUACACCAACAAAUUUUCAAAAAGGAUGCCAGGACUACCUAAUUAAAUACCAAUUCCAGAAUGCAAAGACAGAUGAUUUCUGGGAAUCCCUGGCACAGGCAAGUAGAAAUCCAGUGAAGGAAGUGAUGGACACCUGGACCAGGCAGAUGGGAUACCCUGUAUUAAGUGUGGAAGCUAAUUCAAAGAUCACACAGAAACGUUUUCUGUUGGACCCCUCAGCAAAUCCUUCCGAACCACCCUCUGCACUUGGUUACACAUGGAAUAUCCCAGUGAAAUGGCAUGCUGGGAACGAAAUGAAUGUUACAUUCUACAAUAAGUCGGAAUCUGCAGGAAUUAUUAUACCACACAAAAACCCUGAUUCUUUAUUGAAAAUCAACCCAAGUCACUUUGGAUUUUAUCGUGUAAAUUAUGAAACACAAAAUUGGGACUACAUAGCCAAUAAUCUGCUAAAAAACUAUUCGUCUUUCUCUUCUGCUGAUCGUGCUGGGCUUUUGGAUGAUGCCUUUUCUUUGGCAAGAGCUGAACUUCUGAAUUAUUCUGUUCCAUUGAAUCUAACAAGAUAUCUAGAAAAUGAAGAGGACUAUUUACCUUGGCAAAGAGUUAUAUCAGCUGUAUCUUACCUCAGAGACAUGUUUAAAGAUGAUACAGAGCUCUACCCCAAGUUUAAGGCACAUUUUCGCAAUCUGGUUCAACCCAUUGCAAGUCAGCUUGGUUGGGACGAUGAUGAAACUGAAAGCCAUGUGAUGAGGCUUCUUCGUGCAGCUGUUUUAGAAUUUGCAUGCAGUAUGGAUGACAUGGGUGCUUUAAACAAUGCAUCUAGCUUAUUUUAUUCCUGGUUAGGUGGAGUAAGUCCACCUGUAAAUCUCCGGCUCUUGGUUUAUCGCUAUGGAAUGCAGAACUCUGGCAAUGAGACAUCAUGGAACUACAUGUUUCAGAAAUAUCAAAGCACUCCAUUAGCUCAAGAGAAAGAAAAGUUGCUCUAUGGUCUGGCAUCAGUGAAAAACAUCACGCUUUUGGACAGGUAUCUCAAGUAUAUUUACAACACUAGUCUUAUUAAAAGUCAGGAUGUGUUCACUGUCCUGAAAUACAUCUCCUAUAACAGCUACGGUAAAACCAUGGCUUGGGACUGGGUACGGCUCAACUGGGAUUAUCUAGUCAGCAGAUACACUCUCAAUGAUAGGAAUCUUGGUCGACUGGUAUCCAUAACCCAAACGUUCAACACUGACCUUCAGCUUUGGCAGAUGGAAAAUUUCUUUGAGAAAUACCCUAAUGCUGGAGCAGGAGAAGCACCAAGGAAACAGGCUCUUGAAACAGUAAAGAACAAUAUUGCAUGGCUAAAACAAAACAAGGGAGAAAUAGAAGCAUGGCUAUCAACUUAAUGUUUUACUUCAAAGUUGUGAAGAAUUAAAAAUAUCCUUUCUUAAUUUUAUGCACUUACUAUUUCUUACAUGAACAUUUGGGAGUCUGAUUACAAAUGCUGUAUCUGAAUCCUAUAAACCCUUAUGCACUUGAAUAACUUUAUUCAUGUAAGUAUGCACUAAGAUAAAUAGGACUACUUGUAAGAGUAAAGUCACUCGUGCUAUAAAGCAAUUGCAUAAUUGAGCUCCUGUUUGUCAGGAUGCUUUGUGUUUGUACCACCUAUUGCCCCCUGUUAAUACAGAAAACAAUCUGUUUAAUAAUAUUUAAAACUCUCAGGGAUUCCCUUCCUACUGCAUUUUAUAGGUGGUCUAUUCUAAGGGAAGUAAGUGGUAAUUUGAACUUGUUUAAAAAUAAUUGUAUAUAUUUAUACCUGUAAAAAACACAUCAUGUGGAAUUUAAUUUUGGAUUCUUAGUAUUAACGAAGUGUCAGUUAUUUAUAUUCUCAACUGAGUCUUUAAAAGUUUAACUACUGGUAUUCAAAGAAUGAAUAACUUACUGUUAAGUUUAUUAUGUGGGAUUCUAUAAUUUUUAUAUUUUAUUUUUCUCUCUAAAUCCUUCAAAUCAACAGCAUCUAGGAUAACAGUCUCUCUGUUUGACAAGGAAAUGGAUAGCGGUUGCCUCUCUUUUCAUAAGAAAAGCAAGGCACCACCACCAGCAACUAAGAAAUAUUCACAAUAAACGAGGAAAUAAAACCAUGAUAAAAAUAAGUAAACUGGUCAUCACCACCUUUUUAAAAAAUAUCAACCAGGGCAGGGGAUUUGGCAAACACUCUGGGUACAUCUACACA